This is a messenger RNA of Caenorhabditis briggsae, 894 nucleotides long. The record is from RefSeq and is a predicted model, not a curated record. NCBI's taxonomy places the organism in Eukaryota, Metazoa, Nematoda, Chromadorea, Rhabditida, Rhabditidae. The transcript is spliced from 5 exons. The coding region runs from base 1 to 894 and encodes 297 amino acids.
AUGUUUGUAUCCGCUAUGCUAAUUAACAUAAUUGCAAUUAGCUUCCCAUUCAUUUCUAUGAUGUUUUAUUCAAGAUUGUUGCUAAAUAUAUUUCUAACAAGAAAAAUCAAAAUCGCGCCAGAGUUGUAUUUGUUUUACUGCAGAUUUGUUCUAGACUUGCUGAUUAGUUUUAUCAGUUUUGUUAAAAUGGUUGUCUAUGCGCUGUCCAUGACCCCAUUGUACGAUUUUCUUGUGACAAAUCAUUGGCUAACUUUCAUAGUCGUUUGGCCUGUGAGCGUUUUGAGUAGUAUGAGAGCAGUUCUUGUUUUAAUUAUUGCUUUCGACAGGACUUUUGCCGCCUACUUCCCCGUUUUCUUCUUCAAUUAUCGUAAACUAAUCCCGACGCUUCUUAUAAUUGCCUUUGUCUCAUCGUACUUUGUGUUCGAAGUCCUCGUAGCUUUCCAAGUAUGCAAAAUCAACCUGAAAAUCCAAACAACUUGUAUAAGUGCCCAGUGUAUCAAUGGGGCUUGUUAUCACAACUAUUGGAUAACAUUUUCAAAAAUUCUCUAUGCUCUUAUCAUAGCCCUUACUCUUAUGCUUUGUUUGAAAAUAUUCUUUUGGGAUAGAUACAAAAAGCAGAAUGUGAAUAAAGACUUGAGACGGGCCAAUCGUCUGGCAUUAAUUGAAACAUUUAUAAUAAUUGUGUUCAAUUUAAUACCACCAACUAUAAAUUCAUUCUACCCGAAUUAUUUCGAAUAUGUCGGAGCUAUGAAUACAGUAUGCCAGACGUUGGGAUUCGUUGUGGAAUCUUGGCUGACUACAAUAAAUAUGCAACAGAAAUAUCGAAUCGAUGGUGGUCGAAAACCAUCUGGAAAAUCCAUGUAUCCAUCUGAAAUUAGUGGAAAUAAAUAUUGA